Molecule: messenger RNA, 2414 nt
Organism: Anguilla rostrata (American eel)
Lineage: Eukaryota; Metazoa; Chordata; Actinopteri; Anguilliformes; Anguillidae
Product: interleukin-12 subunit alpha-like
Exons: 7
Coding region: 370-981 (203 amino acids)
Biological process (GO): immune response
Cellular component (GO): extracellular region
Molecular function (GO): growth factor activity; interleukin-12 receptor binding
Source: RefSeq, a predicted model, not a curated record
CUCAGCGUAAUUUCGUCAUGCUUAUUACAGUUGCCUCGCCGCAUGUUGUUUCGACGUCUCUUGGCACCUCGCGGGGGCAAAACAGUCUUCUCGAAACCACGGAGAAAAUUAAAGCACCGCCACGCGCACUGAAAGGUGUUGCCGGACGGCAAUCCCCCCGGGGGCUGUCGAAUGUUGAAGUGUAUGCCCGCACCUGAGGAAAUCGCACGUGAUCGAGUGUUAGGUUGUCUGGUAGCUACACGUUCAGUGUAUUUAUCCGGGAGGUCUGUUCGAUCUGGCUGGGGGAAUCCCUUGGAGGUUGUAUAAAUAUCAGUUCGAAAAGAGACAGGGGACAUUGAAUAAACUGACCGAGACACUGAAUUACCAAACAUGCAGCAAAACGGAAAGCUUCGUUUCGCCCAGUGGCUGCUCGUGGUCGUGCUCUCCUGGCACGUAUUCGACGUCAGCGUGGGGCACCCGGUGAAAGGGGACGUCAGGCUGGACAGCGUAGACAUGGAGAGCUGCGUGCCGCACGCGAGGGCACUGCUGUGGAAUAUGACGGAAGUGCUCCAGCACGACAAUCUUUUUGGCGGAAUAAACUGCACGGAGCAGACUGCAGAGAUGAACUCGGGGACUCAAACGGAGUCUGCUUGCGAACCAAACCCUCGACAGGAUGCCUCGUGCCGUGGCCAAAGAAACACCAAGUUUGAUAAGACUGAGUGCCUAAAGAACAUUGAGCGGGACACGCAGUAUUACAGGAGCGCGCUACUGGCGUAUUCUGACCGCUCUCUCGGUUCUCGCCUAGUCAAGACCAUCGACGACUUCACGGAGCAUUGUUUUCCGGCACGCGAAGAUUCAUCCGUGAUUGAGGUAUCUCCAGCUACAGGCAAUACCUUUGAAGGGAGGCUCAAGCUGUGUAAAGCAAUGAAAGGCCUCCGAGUUCGAGCCAUUACUAUCAACCGUGUAAUGAGCUACAUUGCUGCUGGGGACUACGAGAUGUAGAUCUUCAUCAUCAUCAUCACCACUACCACCACCACCAUCAUCAUCAUCAUCAUCAUCAUCAAUCAUCAACAAAAGCCAAGUUAUAAGCUACUUCACUGCUUGAAACCUAAAGUAUCAACCAUCAUCAUCAUCAUAGUCAUCUUCACUACUACGAUCAUCAUCCUGACCUUCUUGUUCUUCAUUAUCAUUACCUUCAUCAUCAUCACUCUCAACAACAGCCAAGUCACAAGCUGCGUCACUGCUUGAAGCCUCAAGUGAGUCAUCACAUUUAUUGUCAUCAUCCUAACCAUCAACUUUGUCAAAACAAACCAAGUGACAGACUGUUUCAUUUUUGGAAACUAAAAGAACAGUACUGCCUCUCAGUUAUGAUACCCUGUAAUUGCUGACAUCAUCUACGUCACCAUCUUCAUCAUAAUCAUCAUCAUCAGUAAUCAAAUCAUGAUCAUCCAACGUAUCUCAGGGAGUCAGGGAAACAAUUGUUGUCUGCAGGUGCUACACCAAGUAAAAUCAGGGUAACGUUACUUCUCUCUAUGUACACAACGCGCGCUCUUGUCUGACUGGUCACCAGGUGACAAAUCUGGGCCAAUCACUGAUGGCUGGGCAGUGAACAAUACGAGAAUAAUAAUGUUCCCAGUGCUUGCAACCCUGUUUCAACAAUCUCUCAUCAAACCACUGAUUGCACCUACAGUCCUGAAAGCUAUUCAUUGUUUUUAAAUCUACAAAAUAUUUCUACAUUCCAGUACGGAAGUGAGAAACAUCACACCAGGGAACUCAUAAGAAAACAGCUAUUUUUUGUAUCCUAUUUAAAAAAAAAAUUUCUUACUUAUUUGUGAGCAUUUAUUUAUUUAAUUUAUUUAUUUAUUGAAUUAUGUUUCGAUGGCUGUUCCAUUGUUGUUAGGAUAUAAUUAUUUGAAAUGUAAAAACGUGUGUGUCAAAUAUUUUUGUUAGAUUAUUUAUUUAUUCAUGUUUUCACUAGUUAAUAUGUUAGGAUAUAUGUUUUUUAUGACAGUGUAAAUUGUAUUUAUAGAUCUCUGAUGGUAGUUUCCAUGAAUUAAUUAUUUGUGCUCUUAUGAUCAUGAACUAUUAGCAUUAGAGUACAUCAGGUAAUUCUGAAUAUUUUGAUGAUAAGACUUGAACAACAUUUUUAAAGAAAAUUUCCCCGUACUUGAAAUGCUGGAAAACAUCCAAUAUCAAUUUGAAGAAAAUUCAAAGUGUUUGACAACAGAAAUGGUGGACUAACAAGAAUAAAAUAAUUUUGCUAUUAUUUUUUGGUUGGGGACUCAUGCUAAAUGCUAAACUCUGACAUCAUGCCUGUACUUUACACUGUGUCUGUACUGCAGAAUAAAUAUUGUAUUACUGCAAUAUUUUAUUGAUUUCAGUUUUGUGGCCUGAGGCGGAGUUGAAAAAUGACAAUAAAGUUUUGGUUGAAAAUA